GAUGGCGUUUUCCAGAAACUGGGUGUUUUUCUUGCGAUGGACAAACUCGUCGACAGCCUGCAAUUUGUUUUGUGGUUUCGCUACGCUGAUGAGUUCAUAAAGAAGAAUCCGGACUACCCAAAUCUACUGAUGCCAACCUUGAUGCAGCACAACUGUGACGAUGCGCUGCUGGCCAUGAUCGAGGUGGCGAUGAAGAACCCAAGUACCUUGACAAUCGCCAAGAAGCUACAUAAAGAGGGUGAAAUGAAAGGCACGUAUCGAGAGGUGCGGACUUCGGACAAUACUUUUGUUGACAAGAAAAUAAGCAAGGCGAUCGACAACCUUCUCGCCAGCGACCAUUUCCAACUCUGGAGAGCGUACCUCGAUCGGUUCAAUGAGAUGACAUCAAACAGAUAG
Molecule: messenger RNA, 396 nt
Organism: Phytophthora sojae
Lineage: Eukaryota; Oomycota; Peronosporomycetes; Peronosporales; Peronosporaceae
Exons: 2
Source: RefSeq, a predicted model, not a curated record